Molecule: messenger RNA, 2569 nt
Organism: Clarias gariepinus (North African catfish)
Lineage: Eukaryota; Metazoa; Chordata; Actinopteri; Siluriformes; Clariidae
Exons: 10
Coding region: 234-1898 (554 amino acids)
Source: RefSeq, a predicted model, not a curated record
UAUACUGGAAACUAACGGACCGAUUUGAACUUGGAUGUCUUGGGAGUCUUCUUGACGUGUUUCAUUGCAAGUAAGUUGUAUUCAGUGCUCAUUCUUUGUAGUUCACAUUGCACACCAUUUGAAUGUUAUCGACGUUUAUAUGUGUUUUCAAUGUUUAUUGUGUAUCGUUGCCGCUGAACAGAGACAGCGAGGCGGGCUAACGUUAAGUUAGCGGAGCUAAAAGCUAUUGCGACAUGGAAGAAUUGGAUGAUGUCGCAGUGUCGAUUUUAAGGGCUGCAAACAUCACAGAGACAAUGAUGAGCACUCUGUCUCGUGAAGACUUGCGAGAUCUUUUCCCAGGCCCAGAGAACUUUAUACGGAGAAAAGCGGUCUGGCGUGCCUGUCAUGGUGCCUCAGAAGAGGAGUCUGGCCAAGAACACUCAAAAUUAUCGGGCAUUUCCUCCUUUAAUGCUUCACCCAUGCAACAGACAUCCACUCCUGUGAAAGCAAGUCCUGCAAAGUACACAACCCCUGAAAAGGUUGUGAAGUUAUCCUUUCCAGAAUAUGUAUUGCACACCGACACAGAACUUGAGCAAGUCCGACAACAGUACUUUGAGUUGUCGAAGAGAGGCGAACAGCGCGACUGCCAAAUGUCAAAGGAGCUCAGAUGCCGGCUCAUUCGAAACACCAUGACCAGUAUGAUUGCGAUCCUGAGGGCAAAGGGGGAUAGAGAAUCACACAGAUACCCAUCAAAGCCAGAAAUCACAGCAAUGGCAAAGAGAAUAGUACUGUACUACCCCAUGCUGCAGGACCAAGGCCUCCAUACAUGGUUCACUGUGUACAGACAGCUUUACAAAAGAUUGCAAAAUGUGAGAUCCCCCCAAAAAACAAAUCCAGAUGGGAGACAUUCAAAGAGCUCUACAAAGAGGCGCUGUCUUGAGCAGUCAACAGACACGGAUGAAAUGGGUUCAAGUGACUCCACAAUCAUUCUAGAUCUGUCCACAGAAGAAAGUGGUAGCCCACGCUCAGACGGUAAAGAAAGUGAGUUAGAAGGAAAAAGAAGAUCCCAAAGCCUACCUGAAGAAGCACCCUCUACCCUGUCCAGUCCUGAUGCUAACAAGUCUGCAGAUGUUGACAGUCCAGACACCAGUUCAGCAACCUUGGCCAAGCAUUACAAGACCCUACAUUCUAUGUAUAAAAGAAAAAAUCCAAAUCACCAGGAUGUCUCUCAUCUCUUGGAUUUGGAAUUUGUAGCCAGAAGAGCAUUCAUUGAUUCAAAUACCGUUCGCGAGGAGAACAGACAUGAGAAGGUUCUAGAAGCAUAUCCUUGUUUCAAGGACGUUGGACAUGUGAUGGAGGAGCUUAAACGCAUUUUGGAUGCGGAAAAUACCAACUUCAUCAAUGAACUAAAGGGAAGAUGGCAUGACUUCUGCCAGAAGGUGCAGUUUUUCGGUGUAUGGAAAAAGGUGUUGAAACCCCCAAUGGGAAUGGACAAAGCUGAACAGGCUCUUGAGAUCCUACGUGUGCUGCCAUCACUGUUCCCCUCCACCUCAGCUCCUCCAAAGAGGGUACGAGAUGCGAGUGAGGCUCUGGUGCAUGUCCUCGAGGAAGGAGAAGAUCCCAAUUCCUACUUGAAGAAACGCCCUCUCUCCUGUCCAGUCCUGAUUGUCGGUCCGUCCAACUUCCUCCUAGCGGUGGGAGAUGUGGCAAUAACCACCUUUCCAAAAGACAAGCUUACCGAGAGUGCUUUAUACCUUAUGGCCUACUAUUAUAGCCUACACCUGACUUAUCCAAAGUGUGUAGCCACUCUGCUUUCAGUCAUACAGACGGAGGUCCUCUUAGACAUAAUGCAUGAGAGAGAUCUCACAUCGUCUUACAAGAAGAGCAUGGCAGAGUGGAAAGCUUUUAUUGGCCAAUAAAACCAGUGGUCAGAUAUGGUGUUAGGAUAGCACUUCCUCUCUCCCUCCAAAGGUAUUGCAGUUCAAUGUUCUAUUGAUUCUUGGUUGGAAUUUGUCUAAGUUAGCCCAGUGUUAAUUUGGGGUGCACGACAAUAUUAGCCAACAUGCCGUUAUAUUGUGUGUGUGUUUGCACUUUUCAAAAUUUCACACACUUCAGUUUAAAUAACUAAUUGUCUGUUCAGCAGAUGCAGUCACUAAUUUAGUAUGGUCCAUCCUUAAAGGAUAAUUCUGGUGAAAAAUUAACCUGGGGUAAUUAACACAUGGUUACUGAGUCAAUCGUUCCCUGGAAUGCGUUUUCAUGAUAUUCGAAUGUAAAGAGUUUUAUCUCUAAAAACAGAUUAGCUUAUAACACUAGUAUAUGGGGCAUAGUGUAAGUAAAAGUAAAUCGCUAGUUAAUACCACUAACAAGGCUCAAAAUAGCCUCACACUAACACGGUAGCAUAAUGAGGGUCCCUACAUGCAAACCGAAGCAUUGAGAACUUUGUAAGUGUACAAACAGUUUAAUAAGAAGAUACUUUAUAAAGACAGUACAUUACGCGUUUACAGAGAUGAUCCAUCUUGGAAAACAGUCUCGACUAGUCGAGCCACGAACGCCGUGACUCGAUUAGUCAAGACUGUUUUCCAAGAUGGUU